Chironomus riparius is the source of this 1236-nucleotide messenger RNA. The record is from the annotation of a GenBank genome assembly. Lineage: Eukaryota; Metazoa; Arthropoda; Insecta; Diptera; Chironomidae.
AGUAUCAUUUCGAUGUUCAUUUGAAUUGGUUGGUGAUUUUUUGUUUGUUGGUAGUUCUCUUGUGCUUUAACGACGAAAAAGAAAAAAAAAUCUACUUGAUAAUUUUUUUUUGUGAAUUUUGUGAUUUGAGAAAACAAGAAUUGUCGUACGAGUGAACGGGAAUCGCAUAAGAAAUUUUUUUGACAGAUGAUUUUAGUCUCUCUUUGAAUGUUCUAUUGAUAAGUUGUGUGCAGGCAUAUAUUGUGAAACUUAGGAAGAAAAUAUUAUAUAGACAAGAGAAUAAAUUAUUUUUCAUUUGAUUUACGACUGAAAAAUUCAUUUCAUAAAUUAACGUCAACAAAAAUUUCAAAAAUAAGCCAUCAUGAAAAUUGGAAGCGGAAUCCUGAUACUUUGUGUAAUAAUUGGUUCAUCAACAUGCCGAAAAAUUGUAAUCAAAUCGAAUCCAGACAGGAAUGCUGAAUUUUUCCAAGAUAAAGACUUCACAUUUGAUCAGUCAAAAGAUGAUGGAAAGAAGCCAACAAAUUUUGCAGGAGAUGUCAUGAAGUCAAAGACCGUUGUAUCAGAGAACGUUCAGGGCAGAAAGAGUUUCAAGUUUGCAUUGGGAACACAAAACGGCAUCGAAAUUGAGCAAGUGGGAAGACUUAAGCCAGACAACAAAACACUUGUUGUUAAGGGCUCUUAUUCAUAUACAGGUGCCGAUGGUCGACGAUAUAGAGUUCGUUAUACCGCCGAUGAGCUUGGUUUCCAUCCUAUUACAGAACUUGAGGUCGAAAUUCCAGAUAUUGUAACAACAACAAAGAAUCCUUUCAGUAAAUCAAAUUUCCCAAAUAAGCGUUAUCUUCCUCCAUCAAACUCAUACUUGCCACCAUCAAACACAUAUUUACCACCAAGUAAUACAUAUUUACCACCCUCAAAUGUAAAUGCAAGAAAUAUAGAGCUACCAUAUAAUACAGUGUGAGACAUCAACUCAAUAUUUUUAAUUAAAAUGAAACAAAAAAUGACUUUUUCUCUUUUUUCAUAUGCAUGCAUUUUAUAUUAUUAAUUUUUAUUUUUUAUUACAACUUUCGUCUUAAUUUAUAAAAUUGAUUAUAAAUAAAGAUUUAAAUAAAAUUGUGUUUAAGGCUUUAGGUAAGACAGAGACAUCAACAAUUUGAAUAACUACACAUGUACACACUCUCAACGUUAAAAACUGAAAGAUGAAAAAUAAAAAUUAAGAGAUUUUUUUUCUAUGAAAAA